AUGAGUGGUUCCGGAGGUUAUUAUAAGUACAGAUGCAAGUACUGGUUGACUUACAAUUGCCCCAACUGGGUUUGGGUCAACAAUGCGCCCUGUGCCCACUGCCUUGCAGACGGACGUGAUUCGGAUGUAUCCAUGAUGCCUGGCCCCUUUCGCAUCUCUCGAGAAGUAUACGUACCGCAGCUCGAAAACGGCUCCCUUCACUACACGAUUAUGGAGAUUAUUGCCGCCAGCGACGCGGAUAGUGGAUGGGCAGUGAAAGACCUGCCAUCCCAGCCUUUUCCCACCGCAACAGGACCUUCAGCUGUGAGCUUCACAGCAAUAGAUGAUACCCAGAGGGUUUCCAAAGCAGGACCCCAAGGUCAGGCCGGUGCAGCAAGCUGGACCGGCACCAGCGUUCAUCUCGAUUAA
This is a messenger RNA of Hyaloscypha bicolor E, 408 nucleotides long. RefSeq lists its product as uncharacterized. The record is from RefSeq and is a predicted model, not a curated record. The transcript has 2 exons. Lineage: Eukaryota; Fungi; Ascomycota; Leotiomycetes; Helotiales; Hyaloscyphaceae. Bases 1 to 408 code for a protein of 135 amino acids.